Molecule: messenger RNA, 607 nt
Organism: Staurois parvus
Lineage: Eukaryota; Metazoa; Chordata; Amphibia; Anura; Ranidae
Source: the annotation of a GenBank genome assembly
UGUCCCUCAGUAACAAUUCUGUGUCCCUCAGUAACAAUUCUGUGUCUGUCCCUGAGUAACAAUUCUGUGUCCCCGAGUAACAAUUCUGUGUCCCCGAGUAACAAUUCUGUGUCCCUCAGUAACAAUUCUGUGUCCCUCAGUAACAAUUCUGUGUCCCUCAGUAACAAUUCUGUGUCUGUCCCUGAUAACAAUUCUGUGUCUGUCCCUGAGUGCUGCCAAUCAGUGCUGCCUAUCAGUGCCAGUCAGUGUCACCUAUCAGUGCCAGUCAGUGCCGCCUAUCAGUGCCAGUCAGUGCUGCAUAUCAGUGCCGCUUAUCAGUGUCAUGUAUCAGUGUCAUGUAUCAGUGCUGCCUUUCAGUGCCCAUCAGUGAUGCCUGUCAAUGCCCAUCAGUGCAACCUACCAGUGCCUCCUCAUUAGUGCCCAUCAGUGCCACCUAUAAGUGUUCAUCAGUGCAGCCUAUCAGUGCCCAUCACUGUAGCCUCAUUAGCACACAUCAGUGAAGGAGAAAAAUCACUUAUUUACAAAAUUGUAUAACAAAAAAAACUAAGAAAAAAAAUUGUUUUUUUCAAAAUUUUCAGUGGUUUUUGGUUUGUUUAAGAAAAAAAAA